UUUCUUUUCGGGCCACUUGAGCCAGGCUCAGGGAAGUCCCAAAUCGUGGAAGCAGAGGGGAGUGAUGUUAUUUUUUCGAGUGACUUUUAGGUACCAGAAACUGACUUGUUGAAUAGUUUGGAAAGACUAAAUAUCGCACUUCUUGCUUAUUUCAUGCACUAUCACUGGUGAUCGUUAACAUUUGGCACAGUUUACAGGGUGGCCGACUCUCCCUGGUUUGCCCGAGACUCCCGAUUUUAGCACUAGACGUCCUGUGUCCGGGGAAUACCCUUCUCCCUCAGCCCUGGGCAAAUACUGAAGUUGGUCACCUCGUUCGUCCACUCUUCAACUUGGAAUUAGGACGCUGGUCGUAAGUCGAAGACGGAGGCUGCAAACCCGUACAGCUGAUUCGAGCCUUUGACCUGGAAGAGACAGCCUAAGACUGUCAGAGAUAGCUAACUUAGAGAAAGAGGACAUGGUGUCACCAUCGGGCAGGGGAAGGAUCAGCAGCUUUCGAAAACACAGUUUUGCGUGCAGGAUAACCUCGUGGUCAGGAGCGAGGUCUGGGUUCUCACUGCUGCGGAUCAAACAUGACUCUGCUGUCACGAGUUGUGUGAUCUUGGGAAAGUCACUCUAUGUCUCUGUGCCCACGUAUCCUGAGUCAGAAAACGCUUUUCCUUCCGUCCAGAGCCAGAUCCUUAUUGUCAAGCUAAGUACACUUUCUGUCCAACUGGCUCACCUAUCCCAGUUAUGAAGGGUGAUGAUGUCAUUGAAGUCUUUCGAUUACAAGCCCCAGUAUGGGAAUUUAAAUAUGGAGACCUCCUGGGACACUUGAAGAUUAUGCAUGACGCCAUUGGAUUCAGGAGUACGUUAACUGGCAAGAACUACACAAUGGAAUGGUAUGAACUUUUCCAGCUUGGCAACUGCACAUUUCCCCAUCUCCGACCUGAAAUGGAUGUCCCUUUCUGGUGUAAUCAAGGAGCUGCCUGUUUUUUUGAAGGAAUUGAUGAUAUUCACUGGAAGGACAAUGGGACGUUAGUUCUAGUAGCGACUAUAUCAGGAAACAUGUUUAACAAAAUGGCAAAGUGGGUGAAACAGGACAAUGAAACAGGGAUUUAUUAUGAGACAUGGACUGUUCAAGCCAGCCCAGAAAAAGAAGCAGAGACCUGGUUUGAAUCCUAUGACUGUUCCAAAUUUGUAUUAAGGACAUAUGAGAAGUUGGCUGAACUCGGAGCACCAUUUAAGAAGAUAGAAACCAACUAUACAAGAAUAUUUCUUUACAGUGGAGAGCCUACUUAUUUGGGAAAUGAAACAUCUGUUUUUGGGCCAACAGGAAACAAGACUCUUGCUUUAGCCAUAAGAAGAUUUUAUUACCCCUUCAAACCGUAUUUGUCAACUAAAGAAUUCCUGUUGAGUCUCUUGCGAAUUUUUGAUGUAGUGAUUAUGCACAGACAGUUCUACUUGUUUUAUAAUUUUGAAUAUUGGUUUUUACCUAUGAAAUUCCCUUUUAUUAAAAUAACGUAUGAAGAAAUCCCUUUACCUAACAGAAACAAAACGUUCCCUGGUUUCUAAAACGUUAGGGCUGGCUAGUUAGCUCAGUUGGUUAGAACACAGUGUUAUAACACCAA
Molecule: messenger RNA, 1607 nt
Organism: Galeopterus variegatus (Sunda flying lemur)
Lineage: Eukaryota; Metazoa; Chordata; Mammalia; Dermoptera; Cynocephalidae
Gene: CLN5
Product: ceroid-lipofuscinosis, neuronal 5
Exons: 4
Coding region: 730-1551 (273 amino acids)
Biological process (GO): lysosome organization
Cellular component (GO): lysosomal membrane; lysosome
Molecular function (GO): hydrolase activity, acting on glycosyl bonds
Source: RefSeq, a predicted model, not a curated record